AUGCCUCUUUUCUCCAUCGGGUUCCUCCUCAGCUUUCUCCCCUUUGGAUCUAGCCAGUUCCCAAGGAUGUGCGCCAAUUCCGAAAGCCUGCUGAGGAAAGAGUGUUGCCCUCCCUGGCCGGGAGACGGUUCUCCUUGUGGGGAGCUUUCAGGGAGGGGAUCCUGCAGAGACAUCCUUCUCUCCGAUGCCCCUCUUGGUCCUCAGUUCCCCUUCUCUGGAGUGGACGACCGAGAAGACUGGCCCGCUGUGUUUUAUAACAGGACGUGCCAAUGUUCGGGCAAUUUCAUGGGGUUCAACUGCGGAGACUGUAAGUUCAAUUUUGUCGGUCCUGACUGCAGCGAAAGGAAGAUGAGGGUGAGGAGAGACAUCUUCCGGAUCAGCGUUAGAGAAAAGGACCAAUUCCUGGCCUACCUCAACUUGGCAAAGCACACCUCCAGCCGGGAUUUUGUCAUUGCCACGGGGACGUACGCCCAGAUGAACAACGGGUCAGUGCCCAUGUUCCGGGACAUCAAUGUCUAUGACCUCUUUGUCUGGAUGCAUUAUUAUGUGUCUCGGGACACUCUGCUCGGAGGCACAAAUGUAUGGCGGGAUAUAGAUUUUGCCCACGAGGCCCCGGGCUUCCUUCCUUGGCAUCGGCUUUUUUUGCUCAUGUGGGAACAGGAGAUCCGGAAACUGACCGGGAAUGAAAACUUCACCAUCCCUUACUGGGACUGGCGCGAUGCCCAGAGAUGUGACAUCUGCACGGAUGAGUACAUGGGUGGCAGGCAUCCUAGCAACCCGAACCUCCUGAGCCCAGCAUCUUUCUUCUCUUCGUGGCAGGUAAUCUGCACUCAUUCUGAAGAGUACAACAGCCGCCAAGAACUCUGCAAUGGCACCACCGAAGGUCCUAUUCUGCGAAAUCCUGGGAACCAUGAUAAAGGCCGGACGCCCAGACUUCCGUCUUCAGCAGACGUUGAAUUCUGCUUAAGUCUGACACAGUAUGAAGCUGGAACCAUGGACAAGAUGGCUAACUUUAGCUUCAGGAACACUUUAGAAGGUUUCGCCAACCCAAGUACCGCCAUCUCUAACACCUCUCAAAGCAGUCUGCACAACGCGUUGCACAUCUACAUGAACGGCUCCAUGUCUGAGGUGCAAGGAUCAGCCAACGAUCCUGUCUUCAUCCUUCAUCACGCCUUUGUGGACAGCAUCUUUGAACAGUGGCUCAGAAGACACCAACCUCUGCGGGAGGUUUACCCUGCAGCCAACGCCCCCAUUGGACACAACCGUGAAUCUUACAUGGUCCCCUUUAUUCCUCUUUACAGGAAUGGGGAGUUCUUCAUAUCAUCCAGAGAACUCGGAUAUGAUUAUGAAUAUCUCGCCAAUCCAGCCAACCCCUUCCAGACCUUUUUUGAUCCUUAUUUGGAGCAAGCCCGCCAAAUCUGGCCAUGGCUGGUGGGAGCCGCUGUGGUGGGUGCCAUCAUCAUGUUGAUCGUCGGACUCAGCAUCCUCCGAUGUCGGAGGAAGAAAAGAAUCUCCGAGGAGACGCAACCGCUACUCAUGGAGAGUGACGAUUAUCAGCAUGUGACGUACCAGUCACAUGUAUAACAACUGCCCAGGGCCAAUACUGUUAAGUGUUAACCCAACAUGAUGUGUGAGAUGAAGCCUCCAAUGUCUUUUCCAAAGCUUGAUCAGAAAAAAACAAGGGGAGGGAGGAAUUCCAGGUUGGGCCUGGUUUGUACAGAAGAGAGAUAGGGGUUCUUGAAGCUUUGAUAGGAUGCAUAAUAAUAGUCUUUAAACCUUUUCUAUAUACCUUUUCUCCAUUCAAAAUGGCAUAAUCACACUAGAUAAUAUAACACCAACACUUGACCUUUUCUUAGUAGCCAAGUAACUUUGGAGGGACAGCAAUUUUAUUAGGAGAAGGGUUCAGACAACUUGUUUCAAGCACUAGGUCACCAGCUCAACCCCUCCAUUCUUUAGUUUAAGCUUUGAGAAGACAAACGGACAGUCAAACACAGUUUGGACACGUCACAUUGAUGUUGGCCCUGGAUCUGUCCGUGAUUCUAAGGUGCUCAUUCAAACUAAAAGUGUUUAAAGCAGCUUCAUCACUUCCAGGACUGGCUCAUCACUCCUAAGCACACUUUAACCAUUCUUUUGUAUCUACAGUCAGAGUUGGUUAAAGGAAGUGGUUCUCAACUUUUCAUAUCUUCUAAUCACAAUUGCUGUACCAAAGAACUUGUGUCCCACCAUGACAGAAACAAAAGUCCACUUAU
Molecule: messenger RNA, 2249 nt
Organism: Pogona vitticeps (central bearded dragon)
Lineage: Eukaryota; Metazoa; Chordata; Lepidosauria; Squamata; Agamidae
Gene: TYR
Product: tyrosinase
Biological process (GO): melanin biosynthetic process; pigmentation
Molecular function (GO): tyrosinase activity
Source: RefSeq, a predicted model, not a curated record